AUGGAACCAGCUUUGUAUCUAGGUGACAAUACUAACAAGUUCUCUUUUCUGGAGAAGCCCUCGAAGAUUCCUAAUAAUCCCUCUGCCUCAUCGACCUCUACUUUUUUUUUUUGUAUAAUAAAAUCGACCUCUACUUCCGACAAGAAUAUUGGGUUCAACAUGGGUUUGGAUGUACUUGGUUUUGGUAGUCAGAGAUCGUUGUCAUCCUCUUCGUCCCCGUCGGUAGAAGAUGAGAAGAAGUAUAAGAGUAAACUAACACAAAGAGCAAAUUAUUCUGAUGGAGUUAGGGUUUCAUCUUCCGUUGAUCCGUCACUACAGCUUCAGCUUCACUUACCUUGGAUCCCUGAGAACAGAGCACCUACGGUGGCAGAGCCUAGUAUGCCAGUGUCCCCUCCGGAUAGUGUAACGUCGUCGUUUCGAUUAGAUUUUGGGAUUAAGAGUUAUGGUUAUGAGAAAAGAAAUAAUAAAAGAGAUAUGGAAGAUGAGGUUGAAAAAUCUACUUCAAGAGCCAGCAACGAAGACAACGAUGACGAAAAUGGAGCCAUCAGAAAGAAACUGAGGCUCUCUAAAGAUCAAUCUGCAUUUCUUGAAGACAGCUUCAAAGAACACAACACCCUUAAUCCUAAGCAAAAGAUUGCGUUGGCAAAGCAGUUAAAUCUUCGUCCUCGUCAGGUUGAAGUUUGGUUUCAAAACAGACGAGCGAGGCGGAGAAGAUGACGACGCGAGACCCUGUUCAGAAACAGAUGGCUACACAGAAGAAAGAAGCAAAGAUUAACCAGGCUGAGAUGCAGAAGAGAGAAGUGCGUGAGCACAACGCUGCCAUGAAAGAAGCUGCUGGAGGUGGAACCGGAACCGGUUUAGGUUUGGGGUCAGCCACUCACUCAACCACUGGACACGUCGGACAUGGGACUGGGACCCACAAGAUGUCAGCUUUGCCUGGUCACGGAACGGGACAAGCAACCGGACACGUUGUUGAGGGAACGACCUUGACAGAACCUAUCGGGACAAACACUGGAACUGGUCGGACCGCUGCUCAUAACGCCCACGUUGGUGGUGGCACCACUGGGUACGGAACUAGUGGAGGAUACACUGGAUAAGGCGAUUUCUCAUAUAUAUGCUUUUGUGUGUUCAUAUUGCUUUUCGGGUCCUACCUUUUGUUUUCUCUCGUAAUAAAUAUGGGUUUCUUUUCUUGUUUUUUUGGUCUGGUGACAGACUUAACGUUGUGUCUUUAUUAAUAAUAAUUAUGUUAAUUUUCAGUAA
Molecule: messenger RNA, 1260 nt
Organism: Brassica napus (rape)
Lineage: Eukaryota; Viridiplantae; Streptophyta; Magnoliopsida; Brassicales; Brassicaceae
Product: homeobox-leucine zipper protein HAT14
Exons: 4
Coding region: 1-717 (238 amino acids)
Biological process (GO): regulation of DNA-templated transcription
Molecular function (GO): DNA binding; DNA-binding transcription factor activity, RNA polymerase II-specific
Source: RefSeq, a predicted model, not a curated record